CACAGCCCACAAGACGGCCUCUUCUCCGGCGAGACGAAAGUGACCGUAGUGUCACCGGUUUAGAUUGUUUACUGGCGGAUACAAUGGAAUCUUCCGUCGCUACGUUUCCUCACCGACGCAGGCAUCUGCCGAAUCGUACUUAUCGCUCUUUGCUUCAUCAUCUCUGCUCGAGUUUCGAUCGAGAGCCUCGGGUUUCUCUUGCCACACCGGCCGUUCUGCAGGAGCUGGUAUCAAGAACAGAAAUUGCUCAAGUGUCUCCGGAGGAAGUUUGCAAACUGCCGGAGGAUUCAUCAAUGGUGGAUUCAAAAUCCAGCGAAGUGUCGUCUGGUGAUUCAAGAUGUGAGAAGGUGGAAACAAUUUCAGAGGAAAAAAGUUUGAUGCUUGGAGAUGUUUUUGAUGGAAUUGAUUUGCAAGAUGCAACUGUUGGUAGUCAACACAAAGAUUUUUUCGAUGACUUUGAGCUUAUGAUAAAUGGAAGUGGAGAAUUUGUUCCAGAAAGUUGUGUGAAUCUCUUUGGGGCAUUGGAUGUCAAUGACUAUGGUGAUGGUGUGGUUGCAUCACUGGAUGAUAUCGCUAAACAGCCACUUGAUAGUGUCCAAAAUGUCGUGGAGAAGCCUAAUAUUUCCAUUGAAGUUCAAAUAGAUCCAGUUGAAAGUGAUAAAAAGGGAGAGGAGGUUCCUAAAUCAGUUGAAUCGAAUGAAAUUAUAAGUUCUGGAGUUUUGGAAGCUUGUAAUGAAAGAGACCAAAGAGAGAUGGAAUUGGAGAAAACUGUUAACAGUACUCAGGUUUUGGUAGAUUCCUUGCCUCAAAUAGUUGAAGAUGAUGAUGUAGAAGAAGGAGAGUUAUCUGGGGAUGAUAAUGAUUAUAUGCUUGUAGGAGAUGAUGAACCAGUUGAAAGGCAUGAAGAGUCUCAUGUCUCACAAGAAGGGAUUGGUAACAGCCAUCUGAUAAGUCAUGAGACUUUUGGAAAAAAGCUUGGUGUUGAGGUAUCAAAUGUAGAUAAUCGAGCCAAGAAGAGUGAUCAAACUUUCAGUAAUGAAGCAAAGAUCGAUCCUGAAACCUCCAUUAAAAAAAGGUCUGGGCCUUCUAAAGACGCAAAAGCUAGAAAGAGGGCAAAUGCUAGGAAGAAAAGAGCUCAAGAGCGUAUAGCCCUUGGCGUGAAAAAGCUGAAACUUAAACCAGUAGCUCCAAAACCAAAGCCUAUAAAAUAUUGUCGACACUAUAUCAAGGGACGGUGCCAUGAGGGAGAUAAAUGCAAAUUUUCACAUGAUACAAUCCCAGAAACCAAAUCUUCGCCUUGCUGCUACUUUGCAACCCAGUCAUGCAUGAAAGGAGAUGAUUGUCCAUACGAUCAUGAUCUCUCCAAAUACCCUUGCAAUAAUUUUAUUACCAAAGGUUUCUGCCACAGGGGUGAUAGUUGUUUGUUUUCGCACAAGGGUGCUCCACAAUCUGCUUCAGACACAUCGAAUGCCAAUGUAACAGCCUCAUCAACUAACAUCGCUUCAGCGUCUUUCUUGCUUCAGAAAACAAAUAAACAAUCUGUCAGAGAGGCCAUAGCCAGAUUACCGGCGAUCCAAGCAAGAGUUUCAAGCUCUGUUGCGUUUGUGAAGCCUUUGGGUCAAUCUAACCAAAGAAACUCAUCUGAUGCAUCAUCUCCUAAGAGGAUCAAUGAACAUGCAACGCCUCCACAGGUUCCUCCUUUGAGAAAACCAUCCGUUGCUCCAAAGGGUAUGAGUUUUCUCUCUUUAGACAAUACGGUGAAACCGUCUCCUGUGUCCAAGCCAAGCACAGACAGCUCUGAUAAUCAGACAUUGAAGCAGUCUCAACAGGGAAGCUUAGUUCCUGUGGUGGCUCCAAAAGGAAUCAGUUUCUUAUCAUUUGCAUCAGAAGAACCAAAAGAUAUGAAGCGGGAGCCUCAAGAACCAGCAAGUAGUAGAAUUCUCAAGACUACGCCUAACUCACACAUUCAAAGUUCUCUACACUCAGCCAUGAAACUCGCUGCAGAAUUUGAAUCGGCUAAAGCUGAAAAGAGCAGCAAUGAUCCUGUAGAAGCUGUGAAUAAGGGUGAGGUUAAAGUUAACACGACUGUAACCAGAAACUCAGGGAACGUAUCUUCUCAGAUUCUCGAGUUCUUGUCGAGCUUUAGCCACGGCAAAAACUGAUCCUUUAUUUAGUUUUUGAGAUAACAGAUAUACCGGUCCUCAUGUAAAUGUAAGAUGUGAAACAGAGCAUCAAUAUUUAAAGCUUUGCUCUCGUGAAACAUGGGAGAGAUAAAUUUGAAUGUAGAUACUUAUUGCAUUGACUUUGGAAAGCUUUUCCUUA
This is a messenger RNA of Capsella rubella, 2322 nucleotides long. Its product is annotated as zinc finger CCCH domain-containing protein 65. The transcript has 7 exons. Gene Ontology annotation, biological process: negative regulation of DNA-templated transcription. Gene Ontology annotation, cellular component: nucleus. The record is from RefSeq and is a predicted model, not a curated record. NCBI's taxonomy places the organism in Eukaryota, Viridiplantae, Streptophyta, Magnoliopsida, Brassicales, Brassicaceae. Gene Ontology annotation, molecular function: metal ion binding; RNA binding. The coding region runs from base 84 to 2162 and encodes 692 amino acids.